CGGGGCGCCAGCUCCCAGCACCCAACGGCCCCAACGGCUAUCAACUGUGGCCGCCCCCAGGCUGCUCUGUGGCGCCUCACUGCAGCAUGUCUCUUCUCCCCGAAGUUGCUGUUCUGCUCCCUUAGUGUUACCUUCGUUUUACCUUCUUAAGAGACUCCCAUUUUCCUUGGCCCCUCCCAGCUAGUGGUUACUUAGGCCCGGGAAUCACUCUUUUUUUCAAAGUUUGCAUCCAUCCACCUGGAUUGACACUUCAUUAACGGGUCUCUACUUUAAACCUUCUAACGACCCCAAAAGAUGCCGAGGUACUGGAAUGCACUUGAUAUACUUUCUUUGCUUCUCUCAGAAGCCCAUCCUUGAUUUUUAUCGUAUAGUUUCUGAUAGCCUUCGACAUGCCAGACUCCAUGUUCUUUGCUGAAUGAACCCGGUUGUGUUUUUUCCUUAUUUUUUCCCGUGGUGCUUUUGUAUUCUUCAAAGAGCAAGACCCUCCUUUUCACUGUUCCAGAAGAGCAAGUCCCAAGAUUCCCUGACUCCCUACUGAGGAGCUGGCACAGGCUCCCUUCUCCUCGGUGUUGGGUCACGACCUCCAGGGGAGCCGAGCUCCCGGGACCUUAAAGCUGCUGAGCGGAGCGCAUGACUUUCCUGGAUGGGCUGUCAAGAGCCUAGAUUCUGGCCUUUGCUCUCUCGCCUUCCCGGCGAUCCUUACCCCUCUCAUUUGUAGAGAUAAGUUGUGAAGGUAAAAUGAGAGCAUUCUGAUCAUGAACUUGGAAGCAACUUGAACAAAAGUAGAGAGCACUAUGCAAAACGCAAAGUAUUUUUCUGGUGCCAUGAAAACAGGCUUUGUAGUAGCCUGUUACCUUGCCUGUCAUACCCUCAUGGGAACUGCCAGAGUGUGUGGGCUAAGCUGGCGGCCCGGGCUUUAGACUGGACCUCACAAUGUUUGCAGAGAUGUUCAGGCACGCGGGAGCUGAUUACACACAAUGAAUGGGGGCAAUGAGAGCAGUGGAGCAGACAGAGCUGGGGGCCCUGUGGCCACAUCUGUCCCUAUCGGCUGGCAGCGCUGUGUGCGAGAGGGUGCUGUGCUCUAUAUCAGCCCAAGUGGCACAGAGCUGUCUUCCUUGGAACAAACCCGGAGCUACCUCCUCAGCGAUGGGACCUGCAAGUGUGGUCUGGAGUGUCCACUCAAUGUCCCCAAGGUUUUCAACUUUGACCCUUUGGCCCCGGUGACCCCGGGUGGGGCUGGGGUGGGGCCAGCAUCAGAGGAGGACAUGACCAAGCUGUGCAACCACCGGCGGAAAGCUGUUGCCAUGGCAACUCUGUACCGCAGCAUGGAGACCACCUGCUCACAUUCUUCUCCUGGAGAGGGAGCGAGCCCCCAAAUGUUCCACACUGUGUCCCCAGGGCCUCCCUCUGCCUGCGUUCCCUGUCGAGUUCCUCCUGCAACUCCACUUAAUGGGGGUCCUGGCUCCCUUCCCCAAGAGCCACCCUCAGUUCCCCAGGCCUUCCCCCCUCUAGUAGGCCCUGGGGGGCUCUUCCAGCUACCAAGGCUUCCUGAUUCAGUCCCUUCUGGGGGCAACAGCAGUCCCUGUUUUCUCCCAAGGGGCAAUGCCCCCUCUCCAGCCCCACCUCCCCCACCUGCUAUCAGCCUCAAUGCCCCCUCAUACAACUGGGGAGCCACGCUCCGGUCCAGUCUGGUGCCCUCUGACCUAGGCUCUCCUCCAGCUCCUCUUGCCUCUUCCUCACCACCUUCAGAUCCUCCUCUCUUCCACUGUAGUGAUGCCUUAACACCCCCUCCCCUGCCCCCAAGCAAUAAUCUCCCUGCCCCCCUUGGUGGUCCCUCUGGUCCUGCCACUCAGCCAUCAGUGUCUUCAGCCACUAUGCACCUGCCCCUGGUCUUGGGUUCCCUGGGAGGGGAUCCCAUGGUAGAGGGGCCUGGGGCACCCCCUUUUCUUGCUAGCAGUCUACUCUCUGCAGCGGCCAAGGCACAGCAUCCCUUGCUACCCCCUCCCAGCACUUUACAGGGCCGAAGGCCCCGUGCCCAGGCGCCCUCUGUUUCUCACCCCUCAUCACCCCAUCCCUCUCAGCGUCGAUCUCGCAGACCCCCAACUGUCUUGCGAUUGCUAGAAGGGGGAAGCCCUCAAACCCCUAGACGGAGCCGUCCUCGGGCCCCUGCCCCUGUGCCCCAGCCUUUUCCUCUUCCAGAACCAUCCCAACCGAUUCUUCCUUCUGUUUUGUCCCUGCUGGGACUCCCCACCCCUGGCCCGUCCCACUCUGAUGGAAGCUUUAACCUUUUGGGGUCAGAUGCACACCUUCCUCCUCCCCCAACCCUCUCCUCAGGGAGCCCUCCCCAACCCAGGCACCCUAUCCAGCCCUCCCUGCCUGGGACCACCAGUGGCAGCCUCAGCAGUGUGCCAGGUGCCCCUGCCCCACCAGCUGCCUCCAAAGCUCCCAUAGUCCCCAGCCCUGUGCUUCAAAGCCCAUCUGAGGGGCUGGGGAUGGGGGCGGGCCCAGCCUGCCCUCUGCCCCCCUUAGCUGGUGGGGAGGCUUUCCCUUUCCCUAGUCCUGAGCAAGGCCUGGCGCUGAGUGGAGCUGGCUUCCCAGGGGUGCUGGGGGCUUUGCCUCUUCCUCUGAGUCUGGGGCAGCCUCCACCCUCUCCAUUGCUCAGCCACAGUUUAUUUGGUGUGCUGGCUGGGGGUGGAGGACAGCCUCCCCCUGAAUCCCUGCUACCCCCACCAGGAGGACCUGGCCCUCCUCUAGCCUCAGGCGAGCCUGAUGGGCCUUCCCUUUUGGUGGCUUCCUUGCUCCCACCACCUUCAUCAGACCUUCUGUCACCUCCCUCUGCACCCCCUAGCAACCUCCUUGCCUCUUUUCUGCCCCUUUUGGCCCUGGGCCCCACAGCUGGAGAUGGGGAGGCAUCUUCAGAUGGAGCUGGGGGUCCAAGUGGGGAGCCAUUUUCAGGUUUGGGAGACCUGCCCCCUCUACUUUUCCCCCCACUUUCAGCCCCCCCUACCCUCAUAGCUUUAAAUUCUGCGCUGCUGGCUGCCAGCCUGGAUCCCCCCUCGGGGACACCUCCCCAGCCCUGUGUCCUGAGUGCCCCCCAACCUGGACCACCUACCUCCAGUGUCACCAUGGCAACUACUGACCCGGGGGCCUCCUCUGUGGGCAAGGCCCCCUCCAACUCAGGGAGACCCCCCCAACUCCUUAGCCCUCUGCUGAGUGCCAGCCUGCUGGGUGACUUAUCUUCACUGACCAGCAGCCCUGGAACCCUCCCCAGCCUAUUGCAGCCUCCUGGCCCUCUUCUCUCUGGCCAGUUGGGGCUGCAGCUCCUCCCUGGGGGGGGAGCUCCUCCACCCCUCUCAGAGGCUUCUAGUCCCUUAGCCUGCCUGCUACAGAGUCUCCAGCAGAUUCCUCCAGAGCAGCCAGAAGCCCCCUGUCUGCCCCCUGAGAGUCCUACUUCAGCCCUCGAACCGGAGCCUACCCGGCCUCCCCUCAGUGCCUUAGCCUCACCCCACAGCUCUCCUGGCCCCCCAGUCCCUGAGCUGCUCACUGGGAGGGGGUCAGGGAAACGGGGCCGGAGGGGAGGAGGGGGACUUAGGGGCAUUAAUGGUGAGGCCAGGCCAAGCCGGGGCCGAAAACCUGGUAGUCGGCGAGAGCCUGGCCGAAUGGCCCUCAAGUGGGGGACACGUGGUGGCUUCAAUGGACAAAUGGAACGGUCCCCAAGGAGGACCCACCAUUGGCAGCAUAAUGGGGAGCUGGCUGAAGGGGGUGCUGAGCCCAAGGACCCACCCCCUCCUGGGCCCCAUUCUGAGGACCUUAAGUCUCUCUUUCCUCAGGUGCCCCUGGGGAUAGUCAGAAAGUCUCGUCGUGGCCGGAGGAGAAAAUACAAAAAGUUUCCCACCCAACCUUCUGAAAUUCACCUGGUGCUUGGGGAGCUGUUCCUGAUCAUCUGUGCCCCUUAUUGCAGCCCUACCCGAAACAGCAAUAGCUCCCGCCAGGAUGUUCCCUUGGAACCCAGCCCUACAACCCGAGCAGCUGUCCCUCUGCCUCCCCGGGCCCGCCCUGGCCGUCCUGCCAAAAACAAGAGGAGGAAACUGGCCCCAUAGCAGCUAUACCUGGAGCUGGAUCUGACCCUGACUGGGGAGAGCUGAGUGCUGAGCCUUGGAGCCCCUGCCAGCCACUUGCACCUGUGGACAGUGGGUGGGGGUACUACUCCCCACUCAGAGCACAAAUGCAACCCCUUCCCCUACAAUCCCCUCCUGAGCCAUUGCAGGGGGUAAGGAAGCUCCCCCUCUCCCCCCCAAAGCCAUGUCACUGAAAAGGCCUUGGGGGGGUGGUAUGUGGCCUCUCCCCACCAGGCGCUAACACCCCCUUCCUGAGGUCUUUUAUUUGUUUAAGUUAUUUUUGCACAAAUGACUCUUUUAUAUUUAAUUCGACUUCAUUGCCUCCCUUCUUAAAGCCAGCAGGCUCAGUUUACAAACCUGUGAGCUACUGUUGGCUGCUGCCCUCCUUCCCAGUGAAAGGUACAAAGCAAUAAGCAUCAUGCAUCUCCCCACCCCAGCGUCCCUCUGCUUCCGGCUCAGGUUGCUCAAAGCACAGAUCCCCUCUUACCCCUGUCCCCAGGUUUGAAACACAGAGCCUCAUUUCAGAGUGUAGCCAGGUUCCCUCUACUUUCCUCUGGGAUACAAAAAGGGGAUAAGGGGGCAAAGAGAGCCCUCUGGGCCUCUCCUCCCAUACACACUACACUGCCCCUUCUCCCCCCCAUCAAAAUGCUCAGAGACGUUGUGAUGUGACUGAGGAUUAUGCAACGUGGUCCAACCGGAGCGGCCAGCAUGACCAGCUGUCCAGGGGCUGCCUCCUGCCUUUUCUUUUGUAAAGACAAGACCCUUGGGAGUUUUAAUUCUGUUUUGUACUUGCCCUUCGGGGCCUCCACUGCUUUUCUAUGGGAGACACUCUUAAUUUAACAGAUGAGAAUAUUUUGAAACUCCG
Molecule: messenger RNA, 4983 nt
Organism: Cavia porcellus (domestic guinea pig)
Lineage: Eukaryota; Metazoa; Chordata; Mammalia; Rodentia; Caviidae
Gene: Mbd6
Product: methyl-CpG binding domain protein 6
Exons: 13
Coding region: 978-4100 (1040 amino acids)
Cellular component (GO): chromocenter; nucleus
Molecular function (GO): chromatin binding; DNA binding
Source: RefSeq, a predicted model, not a curated record